This is a messenger RNA of Talaromyces amestolkiae, 1353 nucleotides long. RefSeq lists its product as uncharacterized. NCBI's taxonomy places the organism in Eukaryota, Fungi, Ascomycota, Eurotiomycetes, Eurotiales, Trichocomaceae. The record is from RefSeq and is a predicted model, not a curated record. Gene Ontology annotation, molecular function: O-methyltransferase activity. The transcript has 4 exons. Bases 1 to 1353 code for a protein of 450 amino acids.
AUGAAUCACCCAACGACUCUCCAGUCUUUGUCUUCUACCGUUGGAUCGAAGGUCACAGAACUUUCAAAUCUUCUCAAGACGGCUGGUCUCCCGGAGCCCUCAUUUGCUGAGAAGAGUUAUGCCGAUUUCGCACUUGAAACGACAGCCUCGACAGAUAAGGCCGUACGCCAGGUUCGAAAUGACCUAAUUGAUGCAGCAAAAGAUAUAAUCCGCCUGGCCAUGGGCCCAGUGGAUCAAGUAUUAUCGUUAGCAUGGUCGGCCUCCGAUACCGCCAACAUUAACAUUAUCAAUACCUUUUCCAUUGCCCAAAAUGUACCUUUUGGCUCAUCUAUCUCGGCCAAAGACCUGUCUGCUGCUACUGGCCUGCCCCUGGACGAGCUCACACGUACUGUCCGUUACGCAAUCACAAAUGGCAUCUUUACCGAGUAUACACCAGGACUUUUUGCACAUAGCGCUGCGUCAGCCGCCCUCGCACGCAACAAGCAUCUGAGGGAUAUCUGUGACUUCAAUACCGAUUUUUUAGCCGCGAUACAGAUCAAGCUUGCUGAGGCUUUGAAAGCGAGAGCACUGGGAGCAAGCGAUGCCCCCCAUGCUGCAUUCAAUGUAGCCUAUAGAACUAAAGACGACCUAUUCGAAUUUUUUCACAAAGAGACCGACUUGAAUGCAAAAUAUCAUGGGUAUCUAGCCGGACGCGUAAAUACACCCCUUUGGUCCGUUGAUCGUCUUCUGACGGCGUGGGAUUGGGGUGCUUUGGGAGACGCUACUGUGGUAGAUUGCGGUGGCUCUUCUGGCCACACUUGCGUCUCACUAGCCCCUAUCUGUCCGCAGACAAAGUUCAUUGUGCAGGAUAUGUCCGUUGAUGCAAUGGACCUUGGGCGUGAGAACGUCACAUUCCUCUCGUCAUCCGAUUCAUCAAGCCCAUACCACGACCUAAAUUCUAGGAUCACGUUCGCUACACACAAUUUCUUCACGGAACAAAAGACGCUCGCAGAUGUUUAUAUUUUUCGACAUAUAUUGCACGACUGGGAUGAUGAAAACAGCGUCAAGAUCAUUAAAGCUCUAGUUCCAGCCCUGGAGAAGAAGUCUGCUGAAAGCAAUGGGCGGCGUCCCCGAGUCCUAAUAAGCGAGGGUAUCGUGCCUCCAGCGCCCGAGAAAAGGAGGGGAACACUAACUGAAAAAAUGAUCAGAAUCGAGGAUUCCAUCAUGCUCGCGGCCCAUAACGCUCGUGAACGUAACGUGCAAGACUUCAUUGAAAUUUUCAAGACCGCUGAUCCCCGCUUCACGUUUAUUGGGGAAAGCUCUGGGGCCAAAGAAGGAGCUUUCCAAUCCCUGCUCGAGUUUGAGUUUGUUUAG